GAGGGCGUGUAGAAAGGACAAACAAAUAUGCACUUUGUCUCCUCUUCUCCAAUUGAUUUGCACCCUUUUUAAACCCCUCCAUCAAUGUGGUCCUUAAACUCGAACCGGGUUAAUCAAAUGAACCCAAAUACCCCACUAUUGCCUAUGGCCUGGACUGACUCAAACGAAACUUCUCAUAUCCACCCAAGAACUCAUCUCUGGCACUUAUCAUUCUAUUGGGGCAGAAAUACUGUCUUUCUUUUCCCAAAUUGGCCUGGAAAUAGCAGAGGAAUGUACGGGUUGGGUUUGAUUUUUGUCUUCGUUUUGGCUAUUCUUGUUGAGUUCUUCUCAAAUCUGAAGUUGGUUAAACCCGGAUCGAACCGGGCUGCAGCGAUUUUCUUCCAGGCCGGAGUACAAGCGGUUCGAGCCGGUUUUGCUUAUAUGGUUAUGCUUGCUGUCAUGUCUUACAAUGGAGGAGUUUUUAUUGCCGCCAUUUUGGGACAUGCGAUUUCAGGUUUUUUCUGGUGGCUGUUGCUGGUCAUGCAGCAGGAAGAUUUGUUUGUAAGGUUUAUCAAUUUCAUACAGAUCAAGAAAUGAGCACUGAAUCACCAUCUGAGUUGGUAAACAAAGUAUGAAUGGUCAGUGGUCGGACAAGAUUUUCAUUAAGAAGUCCAGUGAAUUCAACAUAUUAAACCAUUAUGCUAUUCUUAUAUAUAUGUAUAUGUUGUAAUUUUUUAUCAAGAAAGUUUGAAUAAACCCUUUGCUCUCA
This is a messenger RNA of Solanum dulcamara, 748 nucleotides long. Its product is annotated as copper transporter 4-like. The record is from RefSeq and is a predicted model, not a curated record. The coding region runs from base 85 to 576 and encodes 163 amino acids. Gene Ontology annotation, biological process: copper ion transmembrane transport; intracellular copper ion homeostasis. NCBI's taxonomy places the organism in Eukaryota, Viridiplantae, Streptophyta, Magnoliopsida, Solanales, Solanaceae. Gene Ontology annotation, cellular component: plasma membrane. The transcript has 2 exons. Gene Ontology annotation, molecular function: copper ion transmembrane transporter activity.